This is a messenger RNA of Aspergillus viridinutans, 2724 nucleotides long. RefSeq names its product putative phospholipid metabolism enzyme regulator. Gene Ontology annotation, cellular component: fungal-type vacuole membrane; PAS complex. Gene Ontology annotation, biological process: positive regulation of phosphatidylinositol biosynthetic process; protein localization to vacuolar membrane; vacuole inheritance. The coding region runs from base 1 to 2724 and encodes 907 amino acids. The record is from RefSeq and is a predicted model, not a curated record. The transcript has a single exon. Lineage: Eukaryota; Fungi; Ascomycota; Eurotiomycetes; Eurotiales; Aspergillaceae.
AUGGCAGCGGAGUCCGAGAGGUCGCCCUACCCCGAUGGUUCCUCUGGUGGACCCAGCCUGGCCCAAGACGAUGAUGAGGCUGCCUCAUUUGCAUCCCGGCGGUCUGCGAGUGAAAGCGAUAUGGUGGAAAUGCCACGUUCUGCAUUUAAAUCUCAAACACAGGCAUCCGUUCUGGCCCAGCUACCAAAACUAUCGUCUGCAGUUCCCGCCAUUUCGGCCCCUCCCUCUACCACGAAUUCCGCCCUCUCUUCGCGCGAAUCCUCCCCCGUUCGUUCCUCCCGUCGUGCACGCAACCCGACGUCGGCACCUCGCAGUUCCAGGUCACGCCGGAACAGUCAGGAUCGUAGUCCGCAACGGUCCAUACCAGUUCCUACCGCGACCGCUGUGCAAAGAGCGCUCUCCCAGCCCAGCAAGCCUCUUGUGCUGAGCGCCUCCCCGAAUGUCGAACCGUCCACCAAUGUUCCCAGCCCAGAAAAAUCUAGCAACAUGCCGUUAUGGGGCUCUACCCCUCCGAAUACCUCGAGCAAGCGAUCCUUGCCGCCGUCCGACGACUUUGCCGCCAGAGGAGAUCGGAGUGCACCUCGCAACGUGAGCAGCCGCAUCAAUGCGCCCGGGUCUGCCCUCGAGACCGUAGAGGAGAUGACCAGCGAUCCCUCGACACCGUCGGCCGAUACUAUUCUGAACCAGCCUCUGCCGGAGGAGCCCAAGCUGCAAAAGAUCGAUGAAGACACAACCCCAAAGGCGUCCAGACAUAAUAACAAUGUCGAGAGUGGAAGUGACAGUGGCGGAAACAAAAGCUCAGAGCGCAUGGAAGACACUCGUCGUUGGGUAUCCACGGGUACCAGAGGAUCCGAGUCCCUCAUGCCGAAGCGCUCCACCACCUCGUUGAGCGGUGCUCGCGGGAAACCGGCAGAAGGGUCGGUCCGCAACAUGAUUGUCGAGACCGAGACGGUGACCUCGAUUCCCCAGGUUUCUCUUGGCGUGGUACCGGGCGAACGUGGCAAUUCAGGCCGGGUAGACAGCGGCACUUUGCGGAUGAAGCCGAGUACGGAGACCAUUCGUCCGAGAAAGGAAAAACGGAAAACUCGCAAACCUGCUGCCCUCACCAGCGGCGCCGCAUCUUCCAAAGCUGAUAUCUUUGAAGCGAAAGUGGCCAGCGCGGUCGAUGAGGCCGACGUCUCCGACUCUGAUGAAACGUUUGUCUACGAGUCCAAUCCCCCAGACCCAUAUCCGGUCCGGCAGAACCGGUAUCAUUCCCGCACACCCAGUGCAACGUCUAUGGCAAGCCAAGUCGACCAGCUGGCAGGUCGGGCGCGACAUAGCAUGAGAGACUCAACGCACAGCGUUACCGGUAAACGCAGCAUGAAAUUCACAAAUAAUACAUACACCAGUAGUGUGGACGGGGAUGCUGGGGACGAAAGCGGCCGUCCUCUUUCCAGGGUAGAUAACGGCACGCACACUCCCCGGCACCACCAUAUCGGGCGGUAUGGACGCAACAACAACGGAUAUCCGUCCCUGUUUGACAAUGACUCGCCGUUCCCGCAGUCUCAGGCACAUCCCAAGUCGCCUCGGCAUUUCAUUGGCAGUGGACUUCGACAGUCAAGGCAUGCGAACUCGCGUGGACUUCCGAAUUAUCGCACGAUCAAUGGGUCAAAGAAGACGGACGAUAUGUAUCCUUACGAUUUUGAUGCAGAAGGCGCGGAUGAUGAGCGCACGCCUCUGGUCGGGUCGACACGUGUCUCACGAAGCCGGCAUGGCGGUCGACGCCCCGGCAGUGCCAGUUUGCGUCAAAUGGAGUAUAUGCAACAACGGCAACGCAGUUAUUUUUCACGCUACGGUAUUUGUCUCAUCAUUGGCCUCUUGCUGUUUUUGGUCAUUGGAGGCGCCACCUCGUUCAUCGUCGGGAUUACAAAGCCACUAGUGGACGUGCAAGUCCUUGCCAUCCAGAACGUGCUCGCUUCGGAGCAAGAGAUUAUGUUGGACCUCAGUGUUCAGGCCGUGAACCCCAAUCUUUUUCCUGUGGCUGUCGAUGAUAUGGACGUGAACAUCUUCGCCAGAAGCCGAUUUGUGGGAACGGACAAACUCUGGCGGGAUCACGGCUCAGAUCAGGAUGAGUUUCCUCGCAUCGAACGAAGCAGGAAGCGAGCGGAAAUGGCUCAACUUGCUCGCUGUGACAGGGAUACCGAAUGCACGCGGGAUGUUCUUGCCAGAGAGUCCCUCAAUGGAGGCGUCGACAAGGGUACCGAUCCCAUACCAACCGACCCUGCUGGUGAUCCUCAGACCAUGCUGCUAGGCCGUGUUUUCCACUUCGAUUCGCCCCUCGCGUUCGAGCCGUCUCCAUGGAAUCACGUACCCACUACUUCCAAAAGCCAGAUCCGCCUCGCUCGACCCGGAAACAGAACCGAGGAAGGCGGCACGGAGCGGUGGGAGCGGGUGCUUCAGCAUCCUUUUGAGCUGAUUGUUCGUGGUGUCAUCAAGUAUCAACUGCCCUUGAGCUCUAGGUACUACUCGUCGCCUGUGAGCUCUAGCGUAAAGGUGGUGCCCAAUGAUGACAACGAUGAUACGCCCGACCCUGGUUCCGGAAAGAAUGACACAGUUUCAAUAUCCACAUCAAGGGCGUACCGUCGCAGCUUAUCUGAUCGCAGUUUGAAAUACUCAGACAGCCGGUCCUCGGGAGGUGUCCGAAAGACACUUGAACUAGUGGCGCGAGCCUUCACAGCCUAA